Molecule: messenger RNA, 642 nt
Organism: Diutina rugosa
Lineage: Eukaryota; Fungi; Ascomycota; Pichiomycetes; Serinales; Debaryomycetaceae
Exons: 1
Coding region: 1-642 (213 amino acids)
Biological process (GO): removal of superoxide radicals
Cellular component (GO): extracellular region
Molecular function (GO): superoxide dismutase activity; copper ion binding
Source: RefSeq, a predicted model, not a curated record
AUGAAGCUCUUCCUGGUAUUGCCUGUCCUCGCCGUUGCCCUGACUAUUGUGGCGAAAGAUCCUGUGGCCACCGAUUCGGCGCAAGGGGCGGCAUUGCAAGCCGUGUUUAAGCCCAAAGCCAACGUCGAUAUUCAGGGGACUAUUUCAUUCAAGGCUGCCAAGAAUGGUACUGUCAUCGUCGAUGUCGACCUUGAAAACUUGCCUGAGGAGGGCGGCCCGUUCCCCUACCACAUCCACCAAAGCCCCGUGCCCUCUGAUGGGAACUGUACUGGGACCAAGGCUCACUUGAACCCUUACAACGGUACUGCUAAGUUCACCGACCCUGCGGACCUGGAGGUGGGUGACUUGGCCGGUCGCCACGGUAACUUGACCCUGGGCACGCAGAAGAUCGAAUACGCCGAUGAAUACAUCUCGUUGAACAGUCUGGACAAGGCCUACUUUGGUGGGUUAUCGGUGGUGAUCCACGACCACUUGAACAACCGGCUUACGUGUGCCAACAUCACCGCUAAGGAUGAGGACAGCCACUCGCUGUCGCUGGCGUCGCCUCUGGCGUCGGUGUCGAGCAAGCCCUCGAACUCUGCCGAGAAAAUGUCCUUCGGCGUCGUAGCAGCGGCGGCGGCAGCAGCAGCUUAUAUUUUGUAA